AGAGCUUCAAAAACUAAACAAUAUCUAAAAAUUUCAAAUAAUUAGGUACCUUCUUGACAUGAUAUUCGGACGGUAUAAAUAGUCGGCCAUUGCAGGGCACUUUAAAAUCACUAGUUACUGUUUUAACUGCUGCAGCGGAUGCUUUUUAGUUUAUUCUCUUCUUUUAGGAUUAUUUUCCAGCUAAACCGUAAUAAUGGCUCGACUCGUAAUUCUGCUGUCCAUCGUAUUAUUCAGCGUGUAUCAGACUGAACAAGCGUAUUUCCUGCAGAAAAGUUACAUCGACACGAUCAACGAAGUCGCGAGUACCUGGAAGGCUGGUGUUAAUUUCGACCCGAGUACACCAGAGGAGGACAUAGUUAAGCUGUUGGGAUCUACGGGGGUGGAAUCUGCCAUGAAAGCGAGUGCAAAUGAGUUCAAAACGGACGACGUCGCUUACGACAAAUUUUACGGCUAUACUCCGCGGACAUUCGACGCCAGGAAGAUGUGGAGACAUUGCAAGACAAUUGGAGAAGUUCGGGACCAAGGACAUUGCGGUUCCUGCUGGGCAUUUGGAACCAGCUCAGCGUUCGCCGAUCGUUUGUGCGUGGCCACUGACGGAGAUUUCAACGAACUGCUGUCCGCCGAAGAGAUAACGUUUUGCUGUCACACGUGCGGACAUGGUUGUAACGGAGGCAACCCGUUGAAAGCCUGGAAAUAUUUCAGUAAACACGGGUUGGUCACCGGAGGAAAUUAUAAAUCUGGAGAGGGAUGCGAGCCAUACCGAGUUCCACCGUGCCCUCGAGACGAACAAGGGAAAAACACGUGCGCUGGUAAACCAAGGGAAAAAAAUCACAGAUGUACGAGAAUGUGCUAUGGAAAUCAGGACCUCGAUUAUGACGACGAUCACAGAUACACACGCGACUACUACCGCCUGACUUACGGCAGCAUCCAAAAGGACGUCAUGACUCACGGACCAAUCGAAGCAUCGUUCGAUGUGUACGACGAUUUCCCCAGUUACAAGUCGGGCGUUUACGUGAAGACCGAAAACGCCUCGUACUUGGGAGGACACGCAGUGAAGUUGAUCGGUUGGGGUGUUGAAGAAGGAACUCCGUAUUGGUUGAUGGUCAACUCGUGGAACGCACAGUGGGGAGACAACGGUCUUUUCAAAAUUCGUCGAGGCACAAAUGAAUGUCGUAUCGAUAAUUCGACAACCGGUGGUGUGCCAGUGACUAAUUAACUUAUAAUAUAAUGGUACCGGCCUAUUAAAAUAAGAACACUGCUGUAAAACUGUACUACAUUUUUACGUUUAAACUUUAAAUAAAAUAAAUAAAUAAUUUUAUCAACAACA
Messenger RNA from Myzus persicae (green peach aphid), 1327 nucleotides. Its product is annotated as cathepsin B-like cysteine proteinase 4. Gene Ontology annotation, biological process: regulation of catalytic activity. Lineage: Eukaryota; Metazoa; Arthropoda; Insecta; Hemiptera; Aphididae. The record is from RefSeq and is a predicted model, not a curated record. The transcript is spliced from 6 exons. Gene Ontology annotation, cellular component: lysosome. The coding region runs from base 194 to 1216 and encodes 340 amino acids. Gene Ontology annotation, molecular function: cysteine-type endopeptidase activity.